AUGUCCCAGUUAUCCUUAUAUUCUGUCCAUGCGGUGUUGCUUUUAGAUUCACAAGGUAACAGAAUUUAUACUAAAUAUUAUAAUCCCCCUCAUGAUGAAAACAAUACUAUAUUUACCAAUGAUAGCAAUUUACCAAAAACAUUGAAAAAACAAAUUGAGUUCGAAAAGAGCUUAGUUAAAAAGACACAUAAGCAAGAUUCUGAAAUCUUAAUUUUUGAAAACAAUUUAGUAAUUUAUAAGGAAUAUCUAGAUUUAACCAUUUACUUGAUUGGUUCAUUAGAUGAAAAUGAAAUUAUUUUACAACAAGCAUUUGCUGCCAUAAGAGAUUCUUUAGAUUUAAUAUUAGAAUCUGGUAUAGAUAAAAAAAAUAUUCAAGAACAUUAUGACAUGGUCUUAUUAAUAAUUGAUGAAACAAUAGAUAAUGGUAUUAUAUUAGAGACCGAUUCUGCCACUAUUGCUUCUAGAGCUACAAAACCACCAGCCAACGAACCACAACUAACUUUGGACUUGGAUAAGGGUUUGAUGAGUGCAUGGGGUUUUGCAAAGAACAAGUUACAGGAAAGAUUACAACAAGGUUUAUAA
Messenger RNA from Henningerozyma blattae CBS 6284, 582 nucleotides. RefSeq names its product coatomer subunit zeta (gene RET3). Gene Ontology annotation, biological process: intracellular protein transport; retrograde vesicle-mediated transport, Golgi to endoplasmic reticulum; intra-Golgi vesicle-mediated transport. The record is from RefSeq and is a predicted model, not a curated record. Bases 1 to 582 code for a protein of 193 amino acids. Gene Ontology annotation, cellular component: COPI vesicle coat. Lineage: Eukaryota; Fungi; Ascomycota; Saccharomycetes; Saccharomycetales; Saccharomycetaceae. The transcript has a single exon.